Molecule: messenger RNA, 299 nt
Organism: Cooperia oncophora
Lineage: Eukaryota; Metazoa; Nematoda; Chromadorea; Rhabditida; Trichostrongylidae
Source: the annotation of a GenBank genome assembly
UAAAAGCCGCUCUCAAGCAAGCGAAAAAGUUACUGGGCGAAAACCAUAGUGAGGAUGCCUUGAAAGUGCUGCAGGAGUUUCUUGAUGAUGGCGUUGAAGACUACAUGAUGUUCUGCUUUGCCGCGUUAGCUUACGCCAACAUGGAUGAUAAAACCAAGGCUAAGGAUCUUUACGAAAAGGCUAUCAAACUUGAUGGAAAAAUGCCUAUCGCAUGGCAAGGAUUGUUUAAAUUGUAUGAUUCCGGGAAGCUGACCGCCAAUGAGCGUGCUAUCGAAGUGGCCACUCAUCUAAUCUCAGUA